UUCGUUUCGUUUCUACGUGCGCGUGUGCUCGUUCCUUUGGUAUUAAGCCAACGAAGGCGGCCACCGCGCCGCGCUCUGCGGUUUACUUCCCUCUCCACAUACCGGGGGUUGACUGGAGUAGAGAUCCGUCGGCAAUUCGUUUGAUUCCUCUGUUGUUCGUGCGGCAUGACGAAUCUGCAGCCUUCCCUCUCCUUCGCCGGGGCCUUGGCGGCGUGUACCUCUCCGAUCUGUGGCGGCACAGCCGGCUUGCAGGAAGGCAAUGACAGGAAGAUGGCGUCCGCGGAGCAGCUGGUGCUCGACAUCUGCAACCCCAAACUGCGCGAGAACGCCCUCCUCCAGCUCGCUAAGAUGAGGGAGAUAUGCCAAGAUCUGCUGGCUCCGCUCUUGUGGCACUCGUUUGGUACAAUUGCUGCUCUGCUUCAGGAUAUUGUGAGGAUCUAUCCUGCACUUUCACCGCCAACUUUAACUCCAGGCGCAUCAAACCGGGUUUGCAACGCCCUUGCACUUCUUCAGUGUAUUGCAUCGCACCCUGAGACGAGGAUCCCUUUCUUAAAUGCUAGCAUUCCACUCUUCUUAUACCCUUUCUUGAGUACCACCAGCAAAACAAGACCUUUUGAGUACCUGCGGCUUACCAGCUUGGGUGUUAUCGGUGCUCUUGUUAAGGUCGAUGAUACUAAGGUUACCAGUUUUCUUCUGCAAACUGAAAUAAUUCCUCUGUGCCUGCGUACCAUGGAGAUGGGCACUGAGCUAUCAAAAACCGUGGCUACCUACAUUGUACAAAAGAUUAUGCUUGAUGAUGUUGGACUGUCCUACGUCUGUGCCACCCCUGAGCGUAUGGUGUCCGUGGCCACUAUUUUAUCAAACAUGGUAGUUUCACUUGCUGAUCAGCCUUCCAAAGCCACGAGAUUGCUCAAGCACAUCAUCCGAUGUUACCUCAGGUUAUCAGAUGAUCUCAGGGCCCGUGCUGCACUGGGACAUUGCCUUCCUGCCGCGCUGAAAGAUGGGACAUUCAGUGACUGUCUUUUAGAUGACCCGGCAACUAGGCGCUGCCUCCAGCAACUGCUGCAUAAUGUGACGGACGGACGAGGCAUAGGAGAAGCUCCUCAGCUAGGCCUAGAUCACAUAAUAGGGAGAUAAAUAGUUCAGUAGUUCAUGCAAUUCACAAUAGUAGCUAGUAUGGCGUAUUGAUACAAGUGCAUAUAAUAAUUGAAUUAAAACA
Brachypodium distachyon (stiff brome) is the source of this 1219-nucleotide messenger RNA. Its product is annotated as CCR4-NOT transcription complex subunit 9. The coding region runs from base 166 to 1137 and encodes 323 amino acids. The transcript is spliced from 10 exons. Gene Ontology annotation, cellular component: CCR4-NOT complex; CCR4-NOT core complex; P-body. Gene Ontology annotation, biological process: negative regulation of translation; mRNA catabolic process. The record is from RefSeq and is a predicted model, not a curated record. Lineage: Eukaryota; Viridiplantae; Streptophyta; Magnoliopsida; Poales; Poaceae.